UGAUAUGAAUUGUUUAACUAAGUUGGGACCUCUGGUGUUAAAACUGUUGGUGGUCUAUUUUUACAUACCCUAUUUCAUCUCCUCAUUGCGUCAUUGAUUGGCCUAUCUGAAGUAGUUUGCACUUGGGAAGUUCUUUAUGGCGGUUUGUGGGAACAAAAUGCAGCUGUACCGGUUAAGGCUUCGACUGUGGGACCAAAUGAGGGAGGUUCAUCUGGGAUCGCAUACUAUAAGAUCUCAUGGGGUUCGAGUGGCUAGAAACCAUAUGCAUGACUGGCUUAUACUUUUUCUUCUCAUCAUAAUCGAUGUCAUCUUGAAUGUCAUACAGCCAUUUUAUCGCUUUGUAGGGGAGGAUAUGAUGUCUGACCUGAAAUACCCACUGAAAAGCAACACGGUCCCAUUUUGGGCUGUUCCAAUGAUUGCAAUUUUGUUGCCUAUGGGGAUCUUUCUUCUGUACUAUAUCUACCGGAAGGAUGUUUAUGAUUUUCAUCAUGCUAUUCUAGGCCUUCUGUUCUCAGUUCUAGUAACUGCAGUUAUAACUGAUGCAAUCAAAGAUGCAGCGGGCCGCCCUCGUCCAGACUUCUUCUGGCGUUGCUUCCCUGAUGGAAUCGGUGUCUAUGAUCAUCUUACCAGGAAUGUUGUUUGUCAUGGCAAUAAGAGUGUUAUAAGAGAGGGACAUAAAAGCUUUCCAAGUGGCCAUACUUCAUGGUCCUUCGCAGGUCUUGGUUUCCUGUCGCUGUACUUAUCUGGGAAAAUUAAAGCAUUUGAUCAGAGUGGUCAUAUCGCAAAGCUAUGCAUAGUCUUCCUUCCCUUGCUGGCAGCUGCAUUUGUUGGAGUUUCACGGGUAGAUGAUUAUUGGCAUCAUUGGCAGGAUGUGUUCGCUGGAGGACUUCUAGGCUUUGUAGUAGCUAUGUUCUGCUAUCUCCAGUUCUUUCCAGCUCCAUAUCACACAGAUGGUUGGGGACCAUAUGCGUAUUUUCAAAUGCUUACAGAGUCACGUACGGCUGUUGAACAACCUGUUACUGCAAAUUCUGCAUGCACACAGACAAGAGAUAUGGAAAUUGUGGAUCAGCAAGCUCAAACGGCCACAGCAACCGAGGUCUCAGUUGUGCAUGGCAAUGGCACGGAAGCAGUAUAAGCAAAAUUUUUUGCAGAUAAAGGGAUUCUCAGCUAUGAAGUUCAGCAUUUUAGCUUCAGCUUCUCCAUGUGUAUAGUGUAUGCAAAGGAAGUAGUUUAUAACCUUUACCCAGAAGAUGAACACCAAAACUGAAAAUUUUUCAUGUUGAGAGAUUUGUAUUGUUAUUUUAUGAUAUGCAUAUAUCAUAUAUGCCA
Molecule: messenger RNA, 1329 nt
Organism: Nymphaea colorata (pocket water lily)
Lineage: Eukaryota; Viridiplantae; Streptophyta; Magnoliopsida; Nymphaeales; Nymphaeaceae
Product: lipid phosphate phosphatase 2-like
Exons: 8
Coding region: 137-1135 (332 amino acids)
Biological process (GO): phospholipid metabolic process
Molecular function (GO): phosphatidate phosphatase activity
Source: RefSeq, a predicted model, not a curated record